AUGUCCAGACCAACUACAGUCUUACCUGGUGUUGGCCCCAUCAUAAUUGACCCAUCGCGCUCGGCUAUCAUGGUUGGCGGUGCUACGAGCAUGGUCACUGCUGGACAACAAACCACCAUCAACGACGUUGCAAUCUCAUUCGAUACUUCCGCUUCGUUCGUUGUUAUAGGCGGCACUACGACUUUUGCGCUCCCUCCACCGAGUUUGGCAACUCGAUCAGAUCCUGCGGUAGUCGGUGGAACGACAGUUGACAUUGAUCAAGUCGCCACACAACUUGACCCAGGAGAAGUGACUACCAUCAACGACGUUGCGAUUUCCCGAGACGCUUCAGCUUCUUUUCUUGUCAUCGGCGGUACCCAAACCAUUCCGCUACUGGAAGCUACUCAGACACCAGGUCCAUCUACAGUAAUCAUAGAUGGAACGACCGUCAAUGUCAGCGAGCUUGCGUCGGAACUGGAUCCAGGCGAGGUGACCAUUAUCGGCACCAUGACCAUCUCACGCGACUCUUCCGCUUUGGUUGCUGGUACAACAACGAUAGCGAUAGGUGCAGCAGCAAGCAGCGUGGUCCUUGGGGGCACAACGAUCUUUCCGGGUGCUCUUCCUUCUGGGUUCUCCUUCAUUCCGGCGACUGAUGGCGGAGGCUUGCUACUGCCGAAUGGUCAAACCUUGAUGCCUGGUGCCAUGACAACGGUUAAUGGUAUCGAGGUUUCACUUACUCCGGGAGAAACACCUGUCGUUGUGGUUGAGGGAUCAAUGUCCAUCACCGCAUCUGUUACCGCGGAUGGCAACGAUGGCAACUCUAUCAACAGCGGUAGCGGAGGGCUCGGACAGCCGACGAGCACCACCACAGGUGUACUAGCGGAUUUCACUGGUGGUGCGGUUGCGAGCGUACAUGGUGUUUGGGACGCGCUGUGCACGUUGGCUAUGACAAGCUUGUUUUUCGGCAUCGUGCAAGAACUGUGCACACUGCUUUCUCAGCUUGAUACCAUGGCCACAAAUUCUCCUUUAGAAGAUGAACAUCUUGUUCCGCCGACCGAUGCGCAGCAUGCAAUGCUUCAACAAGCACAAGCAGCUGCUUCUGCCGUCCAGACUGAAACCGCAGGAUCAACGGGACAUGACGCUCCCUUGCAAACGACCGACCUCGUCACUCCAGAUGCGACCGACGAAGAAGUUCCGCCUCCCCCAUAUGGCGACAUCUAUGGCGAGAUCCGCAACGAAAAAGAUGGCCUAGGUACCAGCGCAAGCGUCACCGAAGACGGCCGUGUCAACAUCCGCAUCAACCAGCUCAACCGACGUUUAUCCCAAGUCUUUACACCAGCUUUACGUGAGCACGUUCAAAGCGUUCAAGACAGCAGCCCGCCUCCUCCUGCAUACAUCCCACCUUCAUUAGGAGGUAAAGAAGGAGUUACACCUCCAGCCCUAAAUGUGGUUAUCCAGGUGGUCGGCUCGCGCGGAGACGUGCAACCUUUUGUUGCUCUCGGAAAAGUCUUGAAAGAAACCUAUGGCCAUCGUGUACGUCUGGCAACUCAUCCUACUUUCAAGAAGUUUGUAGAAGAGAACGGCUUGGAGUUUUUCAGCAUCGGUGGCGACCCUUCUCAGCUGAUGGCUUUCAUGGUCAAGAAUCCUGGGUUGAUGCCAGGUUUCCGCAGUCUGGCCAGCGGGGAUGUCGGUCGCCGAAGAAGAGAUGUCGCGGAAUACAUUCAAGGCUGCUGGCGAUCGUGCUACGAAACAGGUGACGGCAUUACCGACAAUAACAGUUCAGAUCGCUCCGCAAACGACGCCGAUUCUUUCCCUUUCGUCGCGGAUUGUAUCAUUGCCAACCCACCAAGCUUUGCGCAUAUUCAUUGCGCAGAGAAGCUGGGAAUACCCCUUCAUAUUAUGUUCACCAUGCCAUAUUCUCCUACCCAGGCCUUUCCCCACCCUCUGGCGAACAUUCAAUCUUCUAAUGCUGAUACUCAACUCACCAACUACAUCAGUUACGCUAUGAUCGAAGCCCUCUCAUGGCAAGGUUUGGGCGACAUCAUAAACCGCUUUCGAGCGAAAUGUCUCGGUUUAGAGCCACGCCUCAAAGUUCCUCACACAUACUGCUGGUCUCCAGCUCUUAUUCCGAAACCGAAGGACUGGGGCUCCCACAUAUCCAUCUCUGGCUUCUACUUCUUGAAUCUGGCCUCUAAUUACACUCCUACGCCUGAGCUACAGAAAUUCCUUGAUGAUGGACCACCGCCGGUGUACAUUGGAUUCGGAAGUAUCGUUUUGGACGAUCCGAACGCCAUGACGGAACUCAUCUUCGAGGCCACGAAAAGGAUUGCAGGCGGAAGACGUGUGCUGCUUUCCAAAGGCUGGGGUGGCAUGGGUGCGGACGAACUUCGCGUUCCUGAGAACGUCUUCAUGUUAGGGAAUGUGCCGCAUGACUGGCUUUUCAAGCACGUCGAAUGUGUCAUUCAUCAUGGUGGCGCUGGGACUACAGCGACAGGCAUCGCGGCAGGCCGACCUACGUUGGUGAUACCCUUCUUCGGCGACCAACCUUUCUGGGGCGCAAUGAUCGCACGAGCUGGUGCUGGCCCCGAUCCAAUUCCCUACCGGCAACUCACAUCGGACAAAUUAGCGGAUGCUAUCAAUUUCUGCUUAAAGCCCGAAAGUCUUGAACGUGCCAAAGACCUUGCAAGUAAGAUCGCCACGGAGCGCGGCAGCGAUAUGGGCGCUCAGUCAUUCCACCAGUAUCUCGAUCCCGACCGACUUCGUUGCACCCUUGCACCAUCUCGAGUAGCCGUGUGGCGCAUUAAACGCACUCAAAUCAGACUUAGCGCUUUUGCCGCCUGCACAUUGGCCAAUGCCGGUCUUUUGGAUUUCCAUGACCUCAAGCUCUUUAGGGCACAGGAGUAUGAGACCGAUGAAGGCCCUCUGGAGCCUAUAUCUGGAUUCGGUAUGGGGAUACUUAGGACGUUGGGCAGCAUGAGUAUGGGCAUAGCUGAAAUGCCUUCAGAGACGGCGAAGGCAGUUCAAGCUCCUUUUGGACCUAGCAGACAGCAGUCUGACAUAUCAGUACGGAACGCCGCAAAGAGGAGCGAGCCGUCGCUAUUAGGAGAGAGCUCCACUUCAUCAAGCUCACAACAACACCCCCAUUCCAGUGCAAUGGAGCGGAAACCGCUCGCCCGCUCUCAGACCACCCCCAACCUCCCCACUCCGACAUCUCGGACUCCCAGCGUAGCAUCCAGCUCUAGCAAAGACAAUGACAUGCUACGCCCCACUGGCCUACGCACAAGCAAAGGCUUCGGACGCAUCGUAAAAGCCGGCGUCCAAUCCCCCAUGGAACUCUCCGUCGGCAUAACAAAAGGCUUCCACAACGCGCCCAAGCUCUGGAACGACACCACCGUGCGCCCCCAAGAAAAAGUCUCCGACCUAAAAUCCGGCAUGGUAGCUAUAGGCCGCGAAUUCGGUUUCGGCUGGUACGACGGCGUCACCGGUCUCUUCACGCAGCCCUGGAAGGGUGCUCAGAAAGAAGGUGCUAGUGGUUUCUUCAAGGGCGUAGGAAAGGGGAUUGGGGGGUUUAUAGCUAAGCCGGGGGCGGCGCUGUUUGGGAUACCGAGUCAUAUGAUGAAAGGAGUGCAUAAGGAGGUGCAGAAGAGGUUUGGGAGUAGUGUGCAGACGUAUAUUGUUACGAGUAGGACGGCGCAGGGGUAUCAGGAGUGGGUGCAGAGUGGGGAGGAGGAGAAGGAGGAUGUUGUUGAGAGGUGGGGGUUGAUUCAGAAGUAUCUAAAGAGGAAGGAUGGGCUUGAUGAGAUGAUGAAGGAUGUUUUGGAUGCACAGCGGAAGGGCAAGGCGGUUGAUGAGUCUACCGCGGAUUCAGUCCGGUCUGCGGAUGCUUCGAUCCAAGAUCUUGAAAGUGGGACACUCACCUCGGAGUACAAUUCGUGUACUACGGGUACCGAACCUGAAGUACCGCUCGGAGCGGCGGAGACCAGCGGGUCUAUCCAUCAGCCAGUACAAGAUACGCCGCGCGCAGGCGCUGAAGCAGAAUCCAGUGAGGAACUACUCCAGGCGAUGGCGUCCAGCGAAGUCGAAGCGCAGCAACACUCAACAGAAGCCCUGGAAUACGAAGAACAGCUGAAACAAGCCAUGGCGCAAAGUCUCCAGGAACAGCGUCAGAUGAACGAAGACAAUGGACGGGAAGAUCUCGAUAGGGAGCGAGCAGGAACAUCAGAGCAAAUGGAAGCUACAACGAGUGAUGGAUCACCAGGCGCCCAUCGACCCCCUUCAUAUGAUCCUGGUCAUGUCGCAGGCACAACGCAAGGUGAGUUCCAGGCGCAGCACCGAGGGGAGAAGACGAUGGAAGAAAAGACGGAAGAAGAGAUUGUGAUGGAGUAUGUCAAGAAGCAAAGUCUUUUGGAGGCGCAUCAUCAGAGUAAGAGCAAAGGGCGGGCUUCGACUGCGGAGAGUAGGGAUAAGGAAUAUUAA
This is a messenger RNA of Alternaria ethzedia, 4455 nucleotides long. RefSeq lists its product as uncharacterized. The record is from RefSeq and is a predicted model, not a curated record. Gene Ontology annotation, biological process: carbohydrate metabolic process. The transcript has 5 exons. NCBI's taxonomy places the organism in Eukaryota, Fungi, Ascomycota, Dothideomycetes, Pleosporales, Pleosporaceae. The coding region runs from base 1 to 4455 and encodes 1484 amino acids. Gene Ontology annotation, molecular function: UDP-glycosyltransferase activity; hexosyltransferase activity.